This is a messenger RNA of Scomber japonicus (chub mackerel), 822 nucleotides long. RefSeq names its product transmembrane emp24 domain-containing protein 6-like. The record is from RefSeq and is a predicted model, not a curated record. The coding region runs from base 70 to 822 and encodes 250 amino acids. Gene Ontology annotation, cellular component: COPII-coated ER to Golgi transport vesicle; endoplasmic reticulum; Golgi apparatus. Gene Ontology annotation, biological process: endoplasmic reticulum to Golgi vesicle-mediated transport; intracellular protein transport; Golgi organization. Lineage: Eukaryota; Metazoa; Chordata; Actinopteri; Scombriformes; Scombridae. The transcript is spliced from 4 exons.
AAUGAUUCCUGAUCUCUUCACACCACCAACACCUUCUUCAUUUAGCACAGAAACCUCCAUUUUACAGACAUGUUGUGUAGCAGCUCAGGCUUAAUUCUCGUCCUGGUCCUGUUUUGGGGUCCGGGUCACGCCGGGCCCAUGACGGACCCCCACCCCAACAUGUCGGACCAGGAGCUGUUUUGGGGCAGGGACCAGUACGACUUCUCUGUGGUGCUUCGUGCCGCAGGGUUGGACUGUUUCUGGCACUUUGCUCACCAUGGAGAGAGAUUCUACCUCAACUACAUGGUCCAGUGGGUGACAGGAGUCGGCCAUGACAGACACCUGACUGUCACCGUCAACGCUCCCGGCGGUCGGUUAAUUUCGAAUAUCGAUGAAGCAAAGGGUCAGAUCAACUUUGAGACUAAGGAAACAGGUUUCUAUCAGAUGUGUUUCAGCAACUUCCACAACCGCUUCGGCACCAUGCAGGUCUUCCUCAGCUUCGGCGUUUACUACGACGGCUACCAAGACCCGGCCAAGAGCAAGGAGGAAGAGAAGAAGAAGAAAGAGGAAGUCAGCAAAGACCUGAACAACACGCUGGGCAUCAUAGAGAACACGAGUCAGAAGGUGGAUUUGUACGUCUUCCACAUGAUCCGACACUACGCCUUCAACCGCAUGACGAAGAGUGCCGACUACUUCCUGCUGCAGUCCAACUCUCGGUACGUCACCUGGUGGUCGUGGGCCCUCAGCAUCCUCAUCGUCACCUGCGGAUACCUGCAGCUCUUCUUCCUCAAAAGACUCUUCGUCACCACGAACGUCACCGAGGGCGAGAAGCCGCGCUGCUGA